Messenger RNA from Xylona heveae TC161, 1960 nucleotides. RefSeq names its product putative poly(A) polymerase pla1. Gene Ontology annotation, molecular function: poly(A) RNA polymerase activity; RNA binding. Gene Ontology annotation, cellular component: nucleus. The transcript has 7 exons. Lineage: Eukaryota; Fungi; Ascomycota; Xylonomycetes; Xylonales; Xylonaceae. Bases 42 to 1802 code for a protein of 586 amino acids. The record is from RefSeq and is a predicted model, not a curated record.
UCAGAGUCUUCGCAGUUGAAUCCGUAACGCCUGCAUAUUUCAUGGCUGCUCAGCAGACCCGCCAGUGGGGGGUCACUCCUGCCGUUUCUACGGCGCUCCCUUCCCCAAAGGAGCUGGCAGCCAAUGAUGCGCUGAUAGCAGAGUUGAAAAGAGAGAACAAUUUCGAAAGCGCUGAAGAGACAGAACGGAGAACCACCGUUCUUAAGUCCCUGCAAAAUGUUACGGUCGAAUUUGUUCGCCAAGUGAGCAAGCGAAAGGGUUUGCCACAAUCUGCUAUUGAGUCGUCCGGCGGUAAAAUAUUUACCUAUGGCAGCUAUCGUCUUGGGGUUUACGGACCAGGCUCGGACAUUGACACUCUAGUGGUGGUCCCAAGGCACGUUUCACGCGAUGACUUCUUCGAAUACUUUCCAUCCUUACUCGAAUCGAUGGCAUCUCCCGGAGCAAUCGAAGAGCUAACACCUGUUCCUGAUGCAUUUGUCCCCAUUAUCAAAAUGGAAUAUUCAGGGAUCAGCAUCGACCUGAUCUUUGCUAGACUAGCUGUUGCCCAGGUACCAACAGACUUGGAAUUGAAAGACAAGAGCCUCUUACGAGGCGUGGAAGAGAGAGAUCUACGUUGUCUAAAUGGUACCCGUGUCACAGACGAGAUACUAGAGCUUGUCCCACAACAGAAAACGUUCAGGCAUGCUCUGCGCGGCAUCAAGCUUUGGGCUCAACGCCGCGCGAUAUAUGCGAAUGUUAUGGGCUUUCCUGGUGGUGUUGCAUGGGCAAUGCUUGUUGCUCGCGUGUGUCAGCUAUACCCUCACGCAACUGGCUCUGUCAUUAUCGGAAAGUUCUUCCGCAUAAUGAGCAAAUGGGCGUGGCCACAGCCAGUAUUGCUCAAACCUAUUGAAGAUGGCCCGCUUCAAGUCAGAGUGUGGAAUCCAAAGGUGUAUAACGGAGACCGAUUUCAUCUCAUGCCCAUUAUAACACCAGCAUAUCCUUCAAUGUGUGCAACUCACAAUAUCACUAUGUCGACCAAGAAAAUUAUUAUCCGCGAACUCGACAGGGCUGGAGAUAUUGCCGACAAAAUACUUACCGGUCAAGUCCCCUGGAAGGAGCUUUUCGGUCGGCACACAUUCUUUACUCAAGACUACAAAUACUACCUCAGCAUUGUUGCAGCAAGCAGAAGCAAAGAAGCGCAGCUUCUAUGGUCUGGUCUAGUAGAGUCAAAAGUUAGAUUGCUUGUCGCUAGCCUGGAAACUGUGGACAGUAUAGAGCUUGCACAUCCUUUUAACAAGGGAUAUGACAGGGUUCAUCAUUGCAGUAACGAAGACGAGAUUGACAAGGUCCUCAGCGGCAACCUGCAAUUCCAGGAAAAGGAGACUCAAACAGAGUCGACCGAUCUAGCAAAUGAUCCAAGGCAUAUUGCAGCUGCCCAAGCCGGAGGCAGUGGUCUGGAGCCGUCCGUUGGAAAUCCGGAUGCGGAACGAGACGACAGCGAAAAGCAUGUGAUCUAUACUACUACCUAUUAUGUGGGCAUAGAGCUCGCUGAACAUGCCAAGAAGAGCCUCGAUAUAUCAUGGCAAACUAAAGAAUUCAAAGACAUAUGCACAAACUGGCCUCAAUAUAACCCGGACCUAAAUUCACUGAGUAUCGUUCAUACUCGCAAUUACGACCUUCCAGACGACGUCUUCUUGCAAGGAGAGAAACAUCCGAUCCGUAUCAAGAAGCCCAAGGCUGCUAAAUCAAACGGAACACUUGUCAAGAAGCGUAGUUUCGCGGCUUCUGACCUCGAGGUACGUCUAUACCUUUUAAAUUACUAACCAUAAACCGAGAGAUUUCGCAUUAAAGAUAGCGAAAAAACGACAAUUUAUGCCGCGCAUACUGAUGUUAUGAUCUAUUGCCUAGGGUCCCGCGCAAGGUCAAGCAAAGCGCCAGCACUCCACGUCCAAUCCAGCUGCCGAAAUGACGUGAACUCGAA